CAAAGAUCUAGAAAGAAGAAUGAAUCUGAUUUAGAAGAUAUUUUGAUAUUAUGGCUGAGAUUUCUACGAAAGGACUCUCCUCAUUACUGUGUUGAGUAUGAUGUGGCGUCAACUGUUCAAAUAUAUAAUGGACUAUAUUCUAGAUUUGCUACAAGCACUCCUGAAUACUAUAAUUAG
This is a messenger RNA of Racocetra persica, 177 nucleotides long. Lineage: Eukaryota; Fungi; Glomeromycota; Glomeromycetes; Diversisporales; Gigasporaceae. The record is from the annotation of a GenBank genome assembly.